CAGUUUCACCAUCAAUUCAGUUUGCAGGAAAUAGUAUUUUUCUGUCAGGACAGCAGUGUGCUCUUCUAUUUUUCACCUCGUGACCGGAGUCAACGAAAAGCAACAGUUGGCGGAGCUUCAGAGCGACGAGGAAAUAACUAUGCCCGAGUAUUGUUGUGACAAGAACGUGUAGCUCGCGUGGAAAGAGAGAGAGCGAAAGAGAGAGAGAGAGCAAAUCGGAAAUCGCACAUGCGUAAGAUUGGACGAUAUAGAGCACCAGAAGAAGACAGUCGCGCUUAAACGGCGCCCAGCGUCAGACGUGUUAGUGCGUUGUCAGAGACAGUCGAUCAUCCAAUCUAUCCAAGGAACAGUUGCCUUUUCACCAGAAGAAUCUUAAAACGAAGAUCCAGUUAGAGCGAAAAAGAAAUUAUUGUCAUUUAUGGGCGGAUAAAUCUUUGCUUGGGGUUACUAACGAUGGGAAUCAGGGAUGGUGCUUUGAACUUUCUUCGUGAAGUUUUACACCACUUUUACAUUUUGUGACAUAGGAGAACGCUUUUGAGGAUUAUCGAAGUAUCUCUUCGGAACUUCUAUGUGGAAUGAAACGACGAUUCUGAUAAAUUUUGGAUCCAUCGAAGGAGUGUUAAUAUAUCUUUUGCCAGCUUCUUUUGCAUUCCGCCGAGCAGCUUUCGGGUACGGAGAGUAGAACACGAGUACGGUGUGCUGAUUCAAAGGGCAAACGGAAUAAGACGCAGCUGGUAAAAUGAAUGGCUACGAGAACGUAGACUUUAACAAACCUGUGAGCCUCAGCGAUCAGAAACGAACCCUGAAAAUGAAAGCUGACCAGUGCCAUAAGGGUAACAUUUUAUCGUCUGGCUGGUGCCCGGAAGUUUGGGAUGAGAUAUUGUGCUGGCAAUCAACUGCACCUGGGGAGUUGGCCAUCCUGCCCUGUCCAUCUUAUAUCACUGGGUUUGAUGUCCAGGCGAAUGCAUCCAGGGAAUGCAUGUCAGAUGGCCAGUGGUUUUGGAAUAGUAGUACCAAUAGUACUUGGAGCAACUACAGUCAAUGCUAUAGAAAUUCAUUGGUGACUAUUGUAAUGACACUGCCCGAUAGUCAAAAGAACAACGGCACUCUUAUUAAAAAAUUUUUUCCGAUGGUAAAGACCAUCUCGAAAGUCGGUUAUACAGUCUCUCUCUUCACUCUGGUGAUAGCUUUCUUAAUUUUGGUUGUGAUCAAUUUAUCCCAAAUUGGACGUAGGAAAUUGAGGUGCCCCCGGAAUAUGCUGCACAUGCAUUUGUUCGCCUCGUUCAUGCUCCGCGCGUUUAUGGCGCUGAUGAAGGACGUACUGUUCGUCUCUGGAAUGGCCUUAGCUUCAGAUGUUAUGAUAAAAAAUGGAAACACAUAUUGGCUAGUGGACGAGAAAGAAAACAGCUGGCUGUGCAAGGUGUUCACCAGCUUCUGGCAAUACUUCAUCCUUGCAAACUACUUUUGGAUAUUAAUGGAGGGUCUCUACUUGCACAACUUAGUCUUUCUAGCACUCUUCACCGAUAUAAACUCAAGCAUCAUUGGCUACGUUUGCCUCGGAUGGGGUCUCCCAGCUGUAUUCGUAUCGUGCUGGAUAGUGGCGAGACUGACUCUUGAUAACAAGUACUGCUGGACCACUCAUGAAAAUUCCAACCUCUUCCUCCUCAUUCGAGUUCCGACUAUGCUGUCGAUUCUGAUCAAUUUUGGACUGUUCGUCAAUAUCGUUAGAGUGCUCCUGUUGAAGCUCAAGUCCACAGUAUCGGAGGAGACGCAAAGAUACAAAAGGUGGGCGAAAAGUACAUUGGUCCUGGUGCCACUUUUUGGAGUACAUUAUACCGUUUUCUUAGGCAUGUCGUAUAGUAUCGGUGUAGAUGAGACUGUUGAAGUUGUGUGGCUCUUCUGCGACCAACUGUUCGCUUCUUUUCAGGGUUUUUUCGUGGCCGUUUUGUAUUGUUUCCUGAACGGUGAGGUACGAACCGAGGUAACCAAGGCGAUCAGGAGCCAGAAAUUGCCUCGUUUUCGCACUAGGUGGAACUCAAGACCAUCCACCCACUCUAGCAGCACGUGCAGCUGCAAUGCAUCGAAACUUGAUAGACGGUCAAAGCGGCCACGUUGGUGGAAAGAACCUUGGCUCUGUUUUCUUCGCGACAGGACAGCUCGACGCUCAACCCACUCGAUGGCGAGUACACAAGAUAUUGGUACGCGAGGAGGUAGUUUAGCGAGCAGUAGAGGUUACUUGGAAAUCGCAGGGAACGGACAGAGCGCAUAUCCGGGAAAUCAGGAUCAACAGGCGAAUCACACGUCACCCCUCUACAGUAAAUACACGGAUCAAUCGCUACUUUCCUUUUGCUCGAACGUUUCGGAAGUAACACCUUGCACAGGGCUCAAUGCAGAUAGAAUUCGAGAGCAGCAUUGUUGGAGUGAUUCAGAGUGUUGUCAUCUCGCCUAUGAGCUACACAAUUUACAUCAUGGGCUCUCAUAAAACCCGUAAUCAGAUUUAAAUCAGUUUACUACUAAGACUCUGCGUGCAAACAGCUAAUAAAAGUAAUGAGAAAAUUUGUUCAGCGAAAGGACGUGUACUAUACACGAUUAUUAUAAAACAUAUGAAGACUGUAAAUCCAUCAACGGUCCGCCAAAACUGUUUUAAUCAUAACGCUGCUAAAAAGUCUUGAAUAAUUCAACAUCCACGUUUCUUCUACUGCUUUUUUAUUACUCUAUAUUUUUUAUAAUGAAAUUGCCAAAACGAGGGAAGCUGGACAUACAAAUUUUCUAUAUUUGUAGAUGUUAUACUAUUGAAACAAAAUCUUUUUACCAAGAAAUAGUAAACUUCUAUGUUUUUAAUACAAUUAUAACGUAUAAUAUUUGCAUUAUAAUUGUUAUACAAAAGUUUCUAAAGGAUUUUAUUGAGUUUUACUAUAGAGUGAUUUACGAAACAAUUUAAUUGACAAGUAUUAUCACCGUAGGGUAAUUAAUACAAUUUAACGCUGAACUGUAACAGUGAUAAAUUGCUUGCCAGUAUUUCUAUGGCCAUUUUACUUUAAAUUGCCAACUGUAAGAUUAAACACACGCGUUUAUUCUUUACAGAAAUUCUUAUGUUCUAGAUCUACGAACUGCAUCAAGUUACGUUAAGUCUAACUGUAAGUGCGUGUGAAAUUAUAAUAAUUUAAACUAGAUAUACAUGUCGCUCAGAAAGUUCGUUCCGAUUUUUAAAGAAAAUUCAAAUGCAGCACAUUUAAAUUUGGAUAUACAUUUAUUGAAUUAUAUAGAUGCCAUUUUGUUCCACAACCUUUCUCUAUCUUUCACGCAACUUGAAUAUUGCAUUCUUCCAAAACUUUUCAAGUUUUUCGGCGGAAAACUUUUCAAUGUGGUUUUUUACGUCGACCAAAGAGUUAAAACCUUUGCCACUGUUUAUUAUUGAGACAUGACAUAAUAGAAUGGUCAUUUUCGUAUUGGCAAAGAAUUCGUUCUACCAGAAUAACACGGAUUCCCUUGCAGUUGUACGUUAUCCAUGUGGGACAAGUUGUAAUUGAAUCCGUGUCCAAUGAGUCCUUUUUAUCGUUUAUCACUUUGCAAGAAUAAAUGUUCAUGACAUUUGUGUUAGUGCUGUAUAUUAUAAAAAUAAAAAAGAAUAAGUGUUUCUAUACGUAUGUGUCGGCGGAUAUUUAUUAUAUGACUAGAAAAUAAGAAACUAUUGGCUAAUAAAUCUAUCUUUCCUCGUUUAACGUUGCACUGUGGAUAUACUGAUAAUAAAUUAAUAAUGACAAAUGCUUUUCAAGACUUUUCAGCAGCUAUUUUUCUAUAUAAUAAUAUAUCCCAGAUUCUUUAAAACUGUGAACUGGAGAUUUUAAACUUAAAGACAUACGUUUAUUUUUUUAUACAUGAUCUUCUAUCCUUUGACCUGUAGAUGUUAUAUACACUGCAUCAGGAUCUGUUGAACCCGACUGUAAACGGAUAUAGAUAUAUAAUAAUUUGAGUUGGAUAUACAUAUGUAUUAGCUUUAUAUAUCGUACAUCCCUCUUCAAUUAUUUUUUCGUGUAGUCUACGAGCAAAGUGAACGACCGUUAGUCUGUAAAUAUCGCAUUAUCUCUAGAACUACCAUCCACUAAUGGUUUUGCGAAAAAUACAAAACAUAUGUUUGACAGAAUUACUCUUGAUUCUUAUCAGGAUAAAAAGAUUAAGAAAAUAGUUCAGAUUGGUAGUACUAGUGUCAGCAAAGAAUUCAUUUGACCAGGGGUUACGUGGAUUUCCUGAGACUUGUAUUUUGCUAAUAUGGAACGGAUUGAAAUCGAAUGAUGUCCAUAUCGGUUCCUAAUGUGUCUGGAUUAACUGUCAAUAUGUAGUUCUUUGUCGUUUAUCACUUUGUACAUAGGAUAUGUGAAUAAUUGUCAGUGACGUGUGUAUUUAUGAUGUACAAUUGCAAGCAAAUGUAUGUUUUUAUUCUUGUGUAUACUUGUAUGUGUGUUCGGGUUGUUAUUUCUUGCAAUGAAUUAAGUUUACGAACGCGAGGAGAUCGGUUGAAAAUUUUCCACGUGCUUUAUUGCCUAUCUGUAUUCCAAAUCUAAUCAAUAUCCGUUAUCACGUUCUAGACUGUUCAUAAUUAAACAUAGAUAUAUGGAGACAUUCCGAUUAACGAGGGUUACGUGGAAUUUUUUCGAUGUCAAUUUCAUUGUCAAUUAUUGGUUUCCUUUCUUAUUCGCUGUUAUUGUUUUACUAGGAAGAUUCGUUGGGAAAAUAUUAUUGAACGAACAUAUCAAUAUUACGAAUGAAUCAUAAUUAGUAAAUCAGUGUAGUAGCUGGAAUUUAAAAUGAAGGCUUGAUAAACAGAUUCAGUACUUUGAUAUGUAAAUUUUUUAAAUACAUGAAAUAUUUCAGUAUAUGAGAGCAUCUCAGAUACAACAUUUUCUCUGAUUAAAUCAUGGAAAAGUACUAUUUCUGUUAAAAAGUACAAAUGCGUAAUUGCAUUGGAUUGUACCAUAUUUAGAAACAUUUAUACUACCUUUUGUCUCAACAGCUUUCUAUUUUAGAGAUCAAGUCCAAGCUGUUAUAUAUGUAUAUUCGAUGUAAAAGUUCAUAACUGAUUGAAAUAAUGUGGAAAAUAUGUA
Messenger RNA from Bombus pascuorum, 5102 nucleotides. Its product is annotated as parathyroid hormone/parathyroid hormone-related peptide receptor-like. Gene Ontology annotation, cellular component: plasma membrane. Bases 740 to 2482 code for a protein of 580 amino acids. Gene Ontology annotation, molecular function: peptide hormone binding; G protein-coupled peptide receptor activity. The record is from RefSeq and is a predicted model, not a curated record. The transcript is spliced from 13 exons. NCBI's taxonomy places the organism in Eukaryota, Metazoa, Arthropoda, Insecta, Hymenoptera, Apidae. Gene Ontology annotation, biological process: cell surface receptor signaling pathway; adenylate cyclase-modulating G protein-coupled receptor signaling pathway.